Bubalus bubalis (water buffalo) is the source of this 2197-nucleotide messenger RNA. RefSeq names its product sulfotransferase family 1B member 1 (gene SULT1B1). Gene Ontology annotation, biological process: sulfation. The transcript has 8 exons. The record is from RefSeq and is a predicted model, not a curated record. Lineage: Eukaryota; Metazoa; Chordata; Mammalia; Artiodactyla; Bovidae. Gene Ontology annotation, cellular component: cytoplasm. Gene Ontology annotation, molecular function: sulfotransferase activity. Bases 173 to 1063 code for a protein of 296 amino acids.
UUCAAAUGAGUCAGCUCUUCGCAUCAGGUGGCCGAAGUAUUGGAGUUUGAGCUUCAACAUCAGUCCUUCCAAUGAACACCCAGGACUGAUCUCCUUUAGGAUGGACUGGUUGUACCUCUUUGCAAUAGUACAAGUUAAAUUAAAAUGAGUAUUUGUAUAAUCUGGAACAAAGAUGACUUCCCCAAAAGAUGUCCUGAGAAAAAAUCUGAAGCUAAUCCAUGGCUGUCCCAUCACCUAUGCUUUCGCAGACAACUGGGAAAAGAUUGAACAGUUCCAAAGCAGACCAGAUGACAUCGUGAUAGUCACUUACCCCAAAUCAGGUACCACUUGGAUCAGUGAAAUUGUGGACAUGGUUCUACAUGAUGGGGAUGUUGAAAAAUGUAAGCGAGAUGUUAUAACUGCUAAAGUUCCAAUGUUGGAACUGGCUCUUCCUGGACUAAGGACUUCAGGUUUAGAACAACUGGAGAAGAAUCCAUCACCCCGGGUUGUGAAAACACAUCUGCCAAUUGAUCUCAUUCCUAAAUCUUUCUGGGAAAACAACUGCAAGAUCAUUUAUCUGGCUCGAAAUGCCAAGGAUGUUGCUGUCUCAUUUUACCACUUUGACUUAAUGAAUAAUUUGCAGCCUCUUCCUGGAACCUGGGGAGAAUAUCUAGAGAAAUUCUUGACUGGAAAUGUGGCCUAUGGUUCCUGGUUUAAUCAUGUUAAAAGUUGGUGGAAGAAAAAGGAAGGACACCCGAUACUUUUCUUAUUCUAUGAAGAUAUGAAAGAGAAUCCAAAGCAAGAAAUCAAGAAGGUUGUUCGAUUUCUAGAGAAAAACCUGGAUGAUGAGAUCUUGGAUAAGAUAAUCCAUCACACAUCAUUUGAAAUGAUGAAGGACAACCCUCUAGUGAAUUAUACACAUCUACCAAGUGAAGUGAUGGACCACAGCAAGUCCUCAUUUAUGCGCAAAGGGAUUGCAGGUGACUGGAAGAAUUAUUUCACAGUGGCCCAAAAUGAGAAAUUCGAUGCCAUUUAUAAGAAGGAAAUGUCUGAGACUGAACUUCAGUUCCGUACAGAGAUUUGAGGAACCUAAACUGAAAAUCUGAAGAAAAAAGUCUGAUCUGCAGUUUGGUGAAAUAAGGACAGUUAGGAUUUAAUUUGGGUAAUUGAAUGGUUUUAUAAAGGAAGAAAAAAUGUGCUUCUAAGCUUUGAUUUUUCAAUGUGGUUAAUCACUCAUUCUGAGAGUCCCUAAAACUAGGACAAACUGUCACCUUUUCAAAACUAUUCCUGCAUUUUCCUUGUGGUUUAAAAUUAAGUUCUACUCCCUACUAACAUGACUCAAGAAAUGCUGCUUUAACACUGGUACUGUGUUUCCUAGCUCUGCUCCAAUUUCUCUUUCCUUAAAAUUUGACCCAGAACACUUUGUGCCAUUACUGUCUGUCUUCAGGAUUUCAAGUUGUUCCCUGAGUCAUAGCUCAUCCGGCCUUGCCUCUCUUGGAAUUAUACGAUUCAUGUCUCAGAUAGUAUGGUUCAGGUUUUGGAAAUGUUGUUUCUAUACCUAAUUUCUGUUUAUCCAAAUUCCUAAAUUCUGAGUAUGUAAUUUUCAAGUCUCCAAAGAUGAAAGAUCACCAUUAGUCUCCCUACGGCUAUUCCCUGGGAAUAGGAGCUCUGCUCUGAGCACCUAAGCUGAGGGCAGGAACUUACUUCCUAUGGAGAGUCCUUCCAGAAUUCAACAGCUUCCUGUGAUUCCUGAGAAUUUCCUAUUGCCAUGAUAUGGCAUCUUGGUUUCUUCAUUUUGUAUCUGAACAGAUGUGGAUCCCUUAAUAAUAGUUUCAAUAUUUCAUAUACAAUCUGGUGCCUACAAGAGAUUCUCUAGGCUGAAUCUCCACUACACCUUCCCAAUCCAAUGUCUUUUCUACCCCUUUUUCUACUCUUAGGUCUAUCUGUUGGUCUCUUUGAUGGAUUUUUCCUUGUAAUAUAAAUCUUCUAGUAAAUAUGUAUAAGUUUUAAGGUAAGCUUUUAUAAGAGAUGUCUCAUUACAAGAGAUCUCUUAUAUCUAAGAGAUAUAUUAGCAUUCUUUUAUUUUUAAUUGAACAUAAUUAUUUACAAUAUUAUGUUAGUUUCGGAUGUAUAGCAUUGUGAGUCAAUUUUUUUAUAGACUGUACCCUGUUUAAAGCUAUUACAAAAUAAAGACUAUGUCUCUCUGUGCUGUACAAUA